AUGACCGACCAAUUCGUAGUGCAUAAAUUCGGUGGUACCUCCGUAGGCAGUGCUGAAUGCUUUAUUAAAGUAGCAACCAUUGUCUCGGCAUUGGAGGCUCCACGUGUGGCAGUGGUAGUGUCGGCUAUCGGUGGUAAGCCAAAGGUCACGGAUCUGCUCAUUUCGCUCCUUGAAUUGGCCAAACAACGCCAAACCAUUGAGUGUAACGAGAUUCUAGCCACAAUUCGCAAGAAACAUCAUGAUGUACUGAGUGCACUACUGCCCCCAGAAGUAGGAGAACCCAUUGUGAAAGCCAUUGAACGUGAUUUGCAGUCCGUUUCAGAGCUACUGCGCUCCAUCUCCAUCAUGCAGACUUAUAACGAAAACGUGAUGGAAUUUAUCUCUGGCCACGGUGAAGUCUGGUCGGCUAAAGUCCUUACUGCUGUGCUGAAUGAGAAGGCUCAGCAGGACGGCAAGAAGCACCACUUUUCCUUCGUCGAUGCCCGUGAUUUCUUGACAGUCGAGCCGGAUACUGAGCACGGACCCAUGGUACAGUACGACCUGUCGAUGCAAAAGAUGCAGGAAAUUGUCAACAACGGAGAGAAUGAGGAACUCACGCACCUCGUCGUCACGGGUUUCAUCUGCAGUACAGUCGAGGGUGUUAUGACAACGCUCAAGCGCGACGGUAGUGACUUUACAGCUUCGAUCUGUGGUCGUGUACUGCACGCCAGCAGUGUCACCAUUUGGACAGAUGUAAGCGGUGUACUGAGUGCAGACCCCCGUCGUGUGCCCGAGUCGCGAAUUUUGCCCGAGAUAUCGUACCAGGAGGCCAUGGAACUGGCCUACUUUGGUGCCAAGGUCAUUCACCCGAAGACCAUGACACCUGCCAUUGUCGAGGAUAUCCCCAUUUACAUUCGGAAUACGUUUGACCCACAACACCCUGGCACAAAGAUUUCACAUCGUAAGAAGGUGGAGUUUAAGCGCUCCAUGUCGAAUGGCGCCCCUACAGCACGUAACAUUGUGAGCGGGUUUUCCACUGUGGAUGACUUGGCACUGUUUAACAUUGAAGGGAGCGGUAUGGUUGGCGUACACGGUACGUCGUCACGGUUAUUUAGCGCGCUGGACCGCGUGAAAGUGAACGUUGUGCUCAUUGCACAGGCUAGUUCAGAGCACUCGAUCUGUUUCGCGGUGCCCAUGGACUGCGCUGAGGUGGCGAAGGACGUUAUUAACGAGACUUUCUUCAAAGAGAUCCACGUAGGACACAUCGAUAAAGCCGAGUACAUUGCGCCCAUUAGUAUCAUUGCUGCCGUGGGUGACCAGAUGAAUCAGACUCCUGGUGUAUGCGCCCGUUUCUUCAGUGCGCUCGGUCGCGCCAAGAUUAACGUGCUGGCAAUCUCACAGGGAUCGUCGGAGCGCAAUAUUUCAGCCGUUGUGCAUUACCAGGAUUCAGCUGCUGCUCUGCGUUCCGUGCACUCGUCGUUUUUCCUGUCGGACCAAACUCUUUCCAUCGGUCUGACGGGACUCGAGUUCGACGAAGACGAGACUAAAAGCAUUGGUGUAGCACUGCUGAGGCAGUACCACCAACAGCGCGAUUUUUUAAAGCAACGCUUCAACGUAGAUAUCCGUGUUCGUGCUAUCGGCACACACGUAUCGUCGCAAAUGCUACUGGACGUCGAAGGUGACAUCACUGAAGAGGCCUUAGCAACCCGAAAGAACGAGUUCGUGCCUUUUGAUCGGAACAAAUUUUUGAACCAUGUGUGUGCAGACCAUCUCCCCCACUGGCUUAUUGUCGAUGUUUCCAACAGCUUCCACCACGUCAAGGACUUGUACCCGCAGUGGCUAACACGCAAGGUGCACGUCAUAACUUCCAACAUCAAUGUUUCUUCAUCCACGACGGAGCAGCACAACGCCCUGCAGAAGAUGGCGAUUGAAAACGAGCUAACCUACGACCCCGAGGCUACGCUAGCCAUGGGUGUCCCCAUUUUCAACACGAUUCAGAACUUCAUACAGACGGGCGAUGACAUUCAGCGCGUAGAGUACACAGGAAGCCGCUUUUUGCACGCUGUGUUUGACGCCGUGUUCGUGUUACCCGACCCAGCUAAGGCUAACCUAGAAGCCAUCAUGAGGGAUGUUAUGACACAGUACAAGAACGAGUUCAGCGUGCGCGAUAUCGUGGACGACGUAAUGGGCGUGCGUAGCGCCAAGAAGGCAAUCUUGAUUGCUCGUGAGAUGGGCUACGACAUCGAAAUGAAAGACGUCAGCAUUGAAAGCCCAUGGGAGGCGAGCGCCACGGUGGCAGGCAGCCAAGACGAGGUUGGUGACUGGAGCUACGAUUACCUUUUGGAGCACUUGCUUAGAGCAAACAAUCCUUUGAAGCAGCAGAUUGCCAAGGUAGCAGCAGAUCUGAAACAGGCGCUGCAAUUACGCCAGAUGACUUAUAUCGAUGCCAGCACUGGCACGAUCUCUGUGCGGGUAGAGGCCUUGCCCCCGACGCACCCCCUUGCUUCGCUCAAAUGCCGUCAGGGUGGCUUUGCGUUCUACACACUUCGGCAUUCGCUGCAUCCCGUGGUGGUUACAGGCCCCAUCGCAGACUGCUCAAUCACAGCGGGUUCACUCUUUGGUAGCACACUGUUCCUGGCACGGAAUUGCGGUGCACGCGCCCACACCUGCGGCCCAAAGCCGUGCAAGCUGAAGUAG
Molecule: messenger RNA, 2676 nt
Organism: Peronospora farinosa
Lineage: Eukaryota; Oomycota; Peronosporomycetes; Peronosporales; Peronosporaceae
Source: the annotation of a GenBank genome assembly